Molecule: messenger RNA, 1658 nt
Organism: Lecanosticta acicola
Lineage: Eukaryota; Fungi; Ascomycota; Dothideomycetes; Mycosphaerellales; Mycosphaerellaceae
Source: the annotation of a GenBank genome assembly
AUGUCUCAUCAGGAUUCUCAUCAACAUCCCGACGAUGCGCAAGAUGUAGAUCACCACGAGGAAGACUCGCCGCUUCUGGAACGCCAAGAUGAAGCAUCAUCCACCUCGUCCCAAGAAACCCUCUCUAUAGCCACACUGUUAGUCCUGACUUGCAUCAAUGGCGGCUUGCAGGUCUUCUUCUCCACCGUCAUGGCCAAUCUCGCCGUAGGUCGUGCCCUGCAGAAGACUCCAUCCCCAGCACUGACUCCGCUCGCAGCCCUACCUGCAGAAACUCGGCCUUUCCAAAUCCGCAACAUCAGCCAUUGUCAUCGCUCUCCCCCUCUCAGGCGCUUUCGUAGGCCCCAUAUCCGGAGCCUUCAGCGAUCGUCUCCCCACAAGAUGGGGUCGCAGGAGACCCAUCAUCCUCGGUGGCACCUUGCUAGCAAGUGCUUUCCUCAUCCUCCUCGCUUGGACGGAACAGAUCGUCAAGCUAGCUGGCGGCGAGGACGUUUCCCAGUCACCAAUCAUUGCUCUGGCUGUGAUUUGGACCAUUCUCCUCGCGAUUUCUGUCCAGCCGGUGCAAGCAGGUGUUCGGAGUCUGAUGGUAGACAUCGCACCGGCGAACCAACAGAGCCGCGCGAGUUCCUGGGCGGGAAGAAUCCAGGGCGUGUCUGCGAUUUUCAGUUUCUUUGCUAGUUCGCUGCAUCUCCCUAGCCUACUCGGACUGGGACGACUCACACAGUUCCAAGCGCUGGCUGCUUUGAAUUUGAUAACGCUGGGAUCUACCGUGUUGACGACCUGCAUCUUCAUCCAGGAGAAGGAUUCUCGCAGACUGGAGAUUGGAAAUGGAGGAAAUCAGGAUAGUGUCAUGACGGUCAUGAAACAUAUCUUCCGCACUGUGAAAGGGUUGCAGGGAAAGAUACGACGGACUUGCGAGACGCAGUUUUGUAGUUGGUUCGCUUGGUUUCCUUUUCUCUACUACAAUACGACGUAUAUCGGUGAGCUUGGUAAGUCAAAGCCACAGCACACAAGCGGCGUCCACUACUAAUCGACUCCCAGCCACACCGGACACGUCCACCAAACCCUCAACAACCACGCAAGACGACGGCAACGAACUAGCCCAAGCCGGCUCCCUCGCAAGCCUGAACUUCGCAAUCGUAGGCUUCAUCAUGAUCACCCUCCUCCCCUGGCUCCUCCCCUACAUCACCCGCUUCCUCCACACCCGCAAAAGAACCCAAUCCCCCGAAUCUUCCUCUUCCUCCUCCUCCUCCUCCGACCUCCGCGAUCUCAUCUCCCUCUGGAUAACCACCCAACCCCUCCUCGGCCUCCUCCUCCUCCUCACCCUCGCCGCAGCAUACCAAUGGCAAGGCAUCAUCCUCAUCGCCCUCGCGGGCGUCCCGUGGGCCGUGACGCAAUGGGUUCCGUUCGCCAUUGUAGGCUACGAGACUUCGAAGCUAGGGCUCACGGGUGACGACGAAGGGGAUGCCAGCGGCUCGGGCGCGAUUAUGGGGGUUCAUAAUAUGGCCAUCUCGCUGCCUCAGGUUCUCUCGGGACUGGUUAGCAGUUUGACGUAUUUGGUUGCCGAGAAGGCCGGGAGUGAGGUUCCGACCGCUUGGGUGUUGGCUUCGAGUGGCGUUGCUGCGUUUGUGGCGGCCGGGUUGGCGAGGAGGAUGUUGUAG